CCUUUUAACAUUUUUGAGGUGAAACGAAAGCGAUUUUAUUAGAAUUAGACUCUCAUUUUGUUAUGGCAGCAGUCUGGGCGAGCUUCUGCCUCCUAGUAUCGCUUGCAGCACUUUCACCUCAUCGAGCGCACGGCUCCACUUGGGGUUCAUUAUUCGACCGCAAACACGGUGCUGCGGCCGCCCCGACAGUUGGUAUAUGCGCGUCGUCGGUGGUUGUGUACGGCUACCCAUGCCAGGAGUUUGAUGUGACAACCCAAGAUGGUUAUGUAUUGAGUGUGCAAAGGAUUCCGGAAGGUCGCGGCAAAGGCAGCAGUGGCGGCAGCGGCGGCGGGAUUAAGAAGCCACCGGUCUUAAUCCAGCAUGGUGUCCUUGUGGAUGGAGUCACCUGGCUCUUGAAUUCUCCGGACAGAAAUCUGCCAUUGAUUCUGGCAGACAACGGAUUUGAUGUGUGGAUUGCCAACACCAGAGGGACCAGGUUCAGCAGGCGACAUACUUCCAUGGAUCCCCGCGAUCCGAAAUUUUGGAAUUGGUCUUGGGAUGAACUGGUGGCUUUUGAUCUACCAGCAGUGUUUGAUUUCGUGUAUGGCAAGGCUGGACAGAAGAUCAAUUAUGUUGGCCAUUCCCUGGGAACUUUAUUUGUAUUGGCAUCGUUAUCAGAAGGGAAACUGGUGGACCAGAUGAAAUCAGCAGCCUUGCUAAGCCCCAUUGCUUAUUUGAGCCACAUGAACACUGCACUUGGUGUGGCUGCUGCCAAAGCCUUUGUUGGUGAGAUCACUACGCUUUUCGGACUUGCGGAGUUCAACCCGAAAGGGGACCCAGCGGCUCAAUUUCUGCAAGCUCUAUGUGCUUAUCCAGGGGUUUACUGCUAUGACUUAUUACAAGCUGUUACUGGCAAAAACUGCUGUCUCAAUUCUUCCACCAUUGAUCUCUUCUUGGAGAAUGAGCCUCAGUCAACAUCCACCAAGAACAUGGUGCACUUGGCUCAAAUUGUACGAGAUGGGAAGUUGGCAAAAUACAACUACGGCAGACCAGACUUAAACUUGAUGCAUUAUGGCAGAUUUAACCCUCCAGUUUACAACCUCUCCAACAUUCCCCAUGACCUUCCUCUGUUCCUCAGCUAUGGCGGCCAAGACGCGCUCUCCGAUUUUCGCGAUGUGGCACGCUUACUGGAUAGUCUAAAACUUCACGAUGUGGGCAAGCUCACUGUUCAGUACAUAGAGAAUUAUGCACAUGCAGAUUUCAUCAUGGGGUUGAAUGCUAAGGACAUUGUGUAUAAUCAAGUGACUGCAUUUUUCAAGCAGCAACACUGAUGUUACUAAGACUCAGGCCCAAAGGUUAACUAAUGGACAUGGGUCAUGAGCUCAAGUAAAAUGUACCCAGAAAUUUUGAAUAAUUUUAAUGCAUAUUUAGCGGAAUUCCGUCAACAA
Molecule: messenger RNA, 1427 nt
Organism: Malus domestica (apple)
Lineage: Eukaryota; Viridiplantae; Streptophyta; Magnoliopsida; Rosales; Rosaceae
Product: triacylglycerol lipase 2-like
Biological process (GO): lipid metabolic process
Molecular function (GO): hydrolase activity, acting on ester bonds
Source: RefSeq, a predicted model, not a curated record